This is a messenger RNA of Cuscuta epithymum, 1170 nucleotides long. Lineage: Eukaryota; Viridiplantae; Streptophyta; Magnoliopsida; Solanales; Convolvulaceae. The record is from the annotation of a GenBank genome assembly.
UUCUGUGAACUGUGAAGGAGCUUCUUGCCCAAUUGUCACUUGUCAGUGAACCCACGUAGCGGCAUGCUCUUCACAGCGCUCCGCUGCAAUAUCUCCGGUAGGCUACUUACCAGUUCCACAUUCAAUCCCGUCAAACACCUCUCUUCCUCUUCUACGUCCAUUCAUUAUCCCCAAUUACCCAACCAGUGGUCAGGUCUGCAGAGCUGGAGACAUGGGACUCUGAACCACGACCGUUUUUGGGGACCCAAUGGACCGACGGUUGAACCACCGUUGCCGGAAAUCUCUGAAGAAGAAAGCUUUGGGUCGUACCCGGUCGACUCAGGAUCUUCUCUGGCCGAAAUUGGCGCCGUGGUUCUCUCUACUCCCGACCCGCUCAAGAAAUCAAUGCUUUCCCACUUGGGUUAUUGCAGGUGGCGUGAAAAUGCACUGCCCAUCGGAGUCUUUGAACCCCCGGCUAAGCCUGCUAGACCUUCAAUUCCCAAAGUGGUUUCACCAAAGCAAAUCCCGUCUCACAAACAAUUGGGUUUACCUCUUAACGCAUAUAUGCUGCAUAACCUUGCUCAUGUGGAGCUAAAUGCCAUUGAUUUGGCAUGGGACACUGUUGUUCGUUUUUCACCCUAUCAUGAGCUUCUAGGUGAUGGAUUCUUUGCUGAUUUUGCUCAUGUGGCAGAUGAUGAGAGCCGCCAUUUUGCUUGGUGUUCACAGAGAUUGGCUGAGCUAGGGUUCAGCUAUGGUGAUAUGCCCGCUCACAAUCUCCUAUGGAGGGAGUGUGAUAAGACAUCUGGUGACGUUGCUGCACGCCUGGCAGCUAUUCCGCUAGUCCAGGAGGCUAGAGGUCUAGAUGCUGGUCCUCGGCUGGUGCAAAAAUUGAUUGGCUUUGGAGACCAUAGGACUGCCGACAUUGUGGAUAGAAUAGCGACUGAAGAAGUAGCACAUGUGGCAGUUGGUGUAUACUGGUUUCUUGCUGUUUGUCAGAAAAUGAAUCGCCCACCUUCCACUGCUUUCAAAGACUUGUUGGAGGAGUAUGAUGUGGAGUUGAAAGGACCAUUUAACUAUUUGGCUAGAGAUGAAGCAGGGAUCCCAAGGGAAUGGUACGAUCCUUUGUCAAUAAAGAAACAAGAAGAUCAAACUCAGCUUUCUGAGGUGUAUGACAGACUGGCAUGCAUAAUA